AUGACUGUGGCAGUGACAUAUGAGGCUCAGAGACAGACAUUACCACUGGUCAUAGUGAAGGGUGACCGCCCUGCACUGCUGGGGAGGAACUGGCUGAAGAGGAUUAAGAUAAACUGGGCAAACAUAUUCACAGUGCAAAGCAGAGGGGACAGAGAGCCGGAGGUAUUGGCACUGAUGCGACGCUACCAGUCAGUGUUUGACGAGGGGCCUAGUACAAUCCGUGGAUUCAAAGCGCACAUCAGGAUUAAGCCAGAGACACCGCCCAUCUUCAAGAAAGCCAGACCCCUGCCCUAUGCUUUGAAAGGGACAGUUGAACAGGAACUGGACAGACUGGAGGCAAUGGGAAUAAUUUCAAAAGUUGAUCGUAGUGACUGGGCCUCCCCUUUAGUUGUCGUCCCAAAAUCUGACAAGAGCAUUCGAAUUUGUGGUGAUUAUAAAGUCACCAUCAACCAGAGUGUAGAGGAGGAAACCUAUCCUCUACCCAACACAGAAGAUCUCUUUGCAACAUUGGCAGGGGAGGCGGAGAAGAAAUAUGCUCAAAUCGAAAAGGAGGCGCUGGGGAUUAUCUUUGGGGUUAAGAAAUUUCAUAAGUAUCUCUACGGGAGGAAAUUCACCUUGAUUACAGACCAUAAGCCGUUGUUGGCCAUUUUAGGGCCCCAUUCAGCCAUUCCGACAUUGGCGGCGCUGAGGAUGCAGCGCUGGGCACUGAUCCUAAUGGCCUACACCUAUGACAUAGAAUACCGCAGAUCAGAGGAUCAUGGAAAUGCUGACGCAUUGUCUCGGCUGCCAGAAACAAAGAUGGAUGACACAGCUGCUGAACAGGGGAUCUUUUAUUUCUCUUAUGUGGAUGAACUCCCGGUACAAGCCUGUGAAAUAGCAGAAGGCACAAAGAAAGAUUCAAUUCUCAGCAAAGUGCAGCAUUAUAUUUUGGAGGGAUGGCCGGAUGAGCUCCGGGAUUCUUCACUGAAACUCUUUUUCAAUAAGAGGACAGAGCUGUCAGCUGAUCAUGGAUGCAUCCUAUGGGGACUGAGAGUAGUCAUUCCACCAAUACACAGACAACGGCUGCUGAAUGAUUUGCAUGAGGGACACCAGGGCAUCUGCCGUAUGAAGGCGUUAGCCAGAAGCUGUAUGUGGUGGCCUCAAAUUGAUAAUGAUAUCGAAAAUAGAGUGCAGGACUGCCAAGCUUGUCAGGCGGUACGACACAUGCCGGGAGUUGCACCAUUGCACUGCUGGAAGUGGCCUUCCCGAGUGUGGCAAAGAAUCCACAUUGAUUUUGCUGAAAAGGAUAAGCAACAUUUCUUGGUGGUGGUGGACAGCCACUCCAAAUGGCUUGAAGUUGUGCACAUGACUGUGACAACAGCAUUAAAAACCAUUGAAGUCCUCCGUGGUCUGUUUGCUUCUCAUGGCCUGCCAGAAGAAUGUGUCAGUGAUAACGGACCUCAAUUCACCUCAUCAGAGUUCCAACAGUUCUUGAGAAAUAAUGGUGUCAAGCAGACCUUGGUUCCGGCAUACCAUCCUGCCUCAAAUGGGGCAGCUGAGCGGUCCGUUCAGACACUGAAGGCAUCUUUGAUGAGGCAGCAUCGCCUAGCAAACUUCCUCCUUAUGUACCGCAGUACGCCACAUUCUGUCACGGGAUGUACUCCAGCCGAGCUGUUUUUGAAACGUCAGCUGCGGACCCGUUUCAGUCUCCUCAGGCCGGACCGUGCCAAAUUCAUGGAAGCCCAGCAGGCAAAACAAAAGGCACACCAUGAUCGGUCUUCCUCUACCUUGCGGACCUUGAAUGCAGGUGACUUGGUCAGAAUGAGAAACUUCCGUGAGGGGAAGGAGAAAUGGAGUAGGGCUACAGUUGUGAAGCGUCAGGGCCCUGUGACCUAUCUGAUUAAUGAUGGUGUGAGAGAGCGCACUGUCCAUAUUGACCACCUGCUGUCCUCCAAGGAAACCAUGGACUUUGCGCCUGUUGACAAUGACCCCCCUCAUGCCCAAACACCAGAGCACCAGACACCGGAGCACCAGACACCGGAGAUGAACUUACCGGGAACUGCAGGAGCUACUGAAGCCAUCAAUGUACAACAAGAGUACCUGGAAUGGAAUGAUCAGCAGAUGGAGAUAGAGUUGCAUUUGUAG
Sardina pilchardus (European sardine) is the source of this 2124-nucleotide messenger RNA. RefSeq lists its product as uncharacterized. The coding region runs from base 1 to 2124 and encodes 707 amino acids. The record is from RefSeq and is a predicted model, not a curated record. Gene Ontology annotation, biological process: DNA integration. The transcript is spliced from 4 exons. NCBI's taxonomy places the organism in Eukaryota, Metazoa, Chordata, Actinopteri, Clupeiformes, Clupeidae. Gene Ontology annotation, molecular function: nucleic acid binding.